AUGCUCGCUUCUACCCGCUCGGCGGCCGCCAUGGCCCUGCGAGCCAAACCCACGACCGCCAUGGUUCCCUUUCGUGCCGCUGCCGCGCUUUCCACCAGCUCAAAACGAGACGCCACCUCUUUGACACCGCACAACGGCGCCACCGGCCUCCGCAAGAUGCGCAAGGACGUUCCUCUCGGCAGUGAGGAGGGCACCAAGGGUGUCAUUCAAUACGCUCUGACCUCGCUCGACGUCAUUGCCAAUUGGGCUCGCCAGUCCUCGCUCUGGCCCAUGACCUUUGGUCUCGCCUGCUGCGCCGUCGAGAUGAUGCACCUCUCAACGCCCCGCUACGACCAAGAUCGACUCGGCAUCAUCUUCCGCGCCUCCCCCCGCCAGUCCGACGUCAUGAUUGUUGCCGGCACCCUCACAAACAAGAUGGCCCCGGCCCUGCGCCAGGUCUACGACCAAAUGCCCGACCCCCGCUGGGUUGUCUCCAUGGGCAGCUGCGCCAACGGCGGCGGCUACUACCAUUACAGCUACUCGGUCGUCCGCGGCUGCGACCGCAUCGUACCCGUCGACAUAUACGUCCCCGGGUGCCCCCCCACCUCCGAGGCUCUGAUGUAUGGCAUCUUCCAGCUUCAGCGCAAGAUGCGCAACACCAAGAUUACCCGCAUGUGGUAUCGCAGGUAA
This is a messenger RNA of Beauveria bassiana ARSEF 2860, 669 nucleotides long. RefSeq names its product mitochondrial NADH-ubiquinone oxidoreductase 20 kD subunit. Gene Ontology annotation, biological process: aerobic respiration; mitochondrial respiratory chain complex I assembly; electron transport coupled proton transport. Gene Ontology annotation, molecular function: 4 iron, 4 sulfur cluster binding; quinone binding; NADH dehydrogenase (ubiquinone) activity. The transcript is spliced from 3 exons. The record is from RefSeq and is a predicted model, not a curated record. Lineage: Eukaryota; Fungi; Ascomycota; Sordariomycetes; Hypocreales; Cordycipitaceae. The coding region runs from base 1 to 669 and encodes 222 amino acids.